Molecule: messenger RNA, 1461 nt
Organism: Penicillium coprophilum
Lineage: Eukaryota; Fungi; Ascomycota; Eurotiomycetes; Eurotiales; Aspergillaceae
Exons: 2
Coding region: 1-1461 (486 amino acids)
Molecular function (GO): N-acetyltransferase activity
Source: RefSeq, a predicted model, not a curated record
AUGUCGAAGCCCACCAGUUUCAUGAGACUUGCAAGUCCCAAUGAGCGCCGUACAAUCAGUCGUGAAGAUGUCGGCUUUUACAACGCGCUUGUCAUAGCAGGAGUUUACGAGAUUCCGGGUGAAGAUAUUGAUUUACAUUCCACCCAGCCAUUCCUCGCACCUUUAAGGCACUGCAUAGGGAAGUACCCGCAAUUAAGCGUGGUUAUCAAGGAUAAGCAUACCGACAAGCCAGCAUACGAAGCUGUGUCGAGUAUUGAUCUCCACGAUCAUGUGUCUGUAAUUCAUGAAGAUCAAACCAGUAGCAAGGACGAGACAGCAACCAUUGAAAAGAUCAUGCCAGCCAUACUUGACCGGCCAUGGCCUGCUAAUAUCCCGCCUUGGCGGAUUGUGGUUCUCCCUCUGGAGUCGCCGCAAGACUCUCAAGUGAAGCGAUGCUUUAUCGCCUUUGCGUUCUCUCAUACCCUCGGAGAUGGCAUGGUUGGAGUUGCCUUCCAUCGCACUUUCCUAGAUGCAUGGCGCCAGACUACUGAAAUGAAGGAAAAUGCCUCUUUCUUAGUCACUCCUUCAAGCCGAACGCUCCCAGCGCCCUUUGACACACCCGAAAGACUUCCGAUAUCUUGGAUGUACCUCCUCGAGCCGCUGAUAGCAGUUUACUUGCCGAAGUUCCUAGGCAAGCUUUUUGGGCUGCGCGCAUCUGCCAGCACGCUAGAUGCCGGGACUUGGAUUGGACCACCCAUGUUCUUCGAUCCGGCCGCCGGCGUCCAGAGCAGAGUACGAAUCAUCGAGAUUGAAGCCCCGCUUGUCCAAAAGGCCCUUCAGACGUCAAGAAGUCAUGAAGCGAAGCUCACGGGAACGGUACACCAAAUGAUUCUUCGGGCGCUCAGCAAGGCUAUCUCUAGCCCUGAUGUAACCAAUUUUGUCUCGGGCACGCCUGUCGAUAUGCGCGCGUCUAUAGGAACUCCUGGUCUCACAUGGGGUCUUUUCGUGUCUGGGCUUUUCGAAGCACAUCCACGGGUGCUGAAUGUCACGGAGCCUGCUUUGUCCGAGGAUAUGUGGGAAGCCGCAAGGUCGAUGACCCAAAAGCUUGCUGCCUGCGGGGCGAGGCUGCAGGACCAAGCAGUUGGUCUGCUGAGAUAUGUGCCCAACAUCAGAAAUUGGACGUUGAGUAAGAUUGGACAGCAGCGAGACUCGUCGUAUGAGCUGAGCAAUUUGCUUGCGUUUGAUAACAUGACCGACGGUGCUGAUCAAAAGUGCAAAGUCGUCAAGAUGGUGUUCUCGCAGCCUGGCAAUGUCACUAGUGCGCCACUUGUGUUCAACGUCAUCAGUGUCAAAGGGGGUAGCUUGGUGUGCACGGUGAGUUGGCAAAUUGGAGCCUUAGAUGUGCCGGUAGAGGAGGAACUGGCAUUGGUUGAUGGUAUAUGUUCUUCGAUUCGAGCGGACUUUGAGGCCUUGAAGGAUUGA